This is a messenger RNA of Olea europaea var. sylvestris, 2073 nucleotides long. Its product is annotated as importin-5-like. Gene Ontology annotation, molecular function: nuclear import signal receptor activity; small GTPase binding. Bases 156 to 1709 code for a protein of 517 amino acids. NCBI's taxonomy places the organism in Eukaryota, Viridiplantae, Streptophyta, Magnoliopsida, Lamiales, Oleaceae. Gene Ontology annotation, cellular component: cytoplasm; nucleus. Gene Ontology annotation, biological process: protein import into nucleus. The record is from RefSeq and is a predicted model, not a curated record. The transcript is spliced from 4 exons.
GCGUGUUUGUAGGUGUGAGAAAGACUCAUAAUAUUAUAAAAAGAUAGGGGGAGAGAGAGAGAGAGACGAGAGCGCCACCACGAACAAGCGCGCACAGCAUAGAACUGCAAUCUUUAAAUCAUAAACCAUAGUUACUUGCUGGCCUCCGACCCAGUAUGAACGCAGAGUCAACUCAGCUUCAGCAAGCACAGCUGGCGGCGAUUAUGGGUCCGGACCAGGCGCCAUUCGAAACCCUAAUUUCCAAUUUGAUGUCCUCCUCCAACGAGCAGCGAUCCCAGGCCGAAUCAAUCUUCAAUCUGCUCAAGCAGACCGAUCCCAACUCGCUAGCCCUCAAGCUCGCUCACCUCCUAUCGUCAUCACCGCAUCACGAGGCGCGCGCCAUGUCCACCGUCCUUCUCAGGAAGCAGCUGACUCGAGACGACUCGUUCAUCUGGCCCCAACUCAGUGAUGCGACACGCUCUGCUGUUAAAAAUAUCCUCCUCUCCUCUAUCCAGCGAGAGGAUUCCAAAUCCAUCAGCAAAAAGCUAUGCGACACCAUAUCGGAACUCGCUUCCUCGCUCCUCCCAGAACGUCAGUGGCCGGAAAUUUUGCCCUUUAUGUUCCAAUGCGUAUCCUCCGACUCCCCAAAGCUCCAGGAAUCGGCAUUUUUGAUAUUCUCCCAAUUAGCCCAGUACAUCGGGGAUACAUUAAUUCCAUUCAUAGUGGAUUUGCAUACCGUGUUUCUAAAUGUGUUGAACAAUUCUUCGAAUCCUGAUGUGAAAAUUGCGGCCUUGAGUGCGGUCAUUAAUUUCGUUCAGUGCUUGACGAGUUCAAAUGAUCGUGAUAGAUUCCAGGAUUUGUUGCCCGCAAUGAUGAGGACUUUGAUGGAUGCAUUGAACUCCGGACAGGAGGCAACCGCCCAGGAGGCGUUGGAGUUGAUGAUAGAGUUGGCCGGAACUGAGCCCAGGUUUCUACGCAGGCAGAUUGUGGACGUGGUGGGGUACAUGUUGCAGAUAGCCGAGGCUGAGAAUUUUGAAGAGGGCACAAGGCAUUUGGCAGUUGAGUUUGUGAUUACUCUUGCCGAGGCUCGGGAGAGGGCACCUGGAAUGAUGCGCAAGUUGCCUCAGUUUAUUGAUAGGCUCUUUUCCAUUUUGAUGAAGAUGCUCGUGGAUGUUGAGGACGAUCCUGCUUGGCACAGUGCACAAGCUGAGGAUGAAGAUGCCGGGGAGACAAGUAAUUACAGUGUUGGGCAGGAGUGUUUGGAUAGGCUAGCAAUUGCCCUUGGAGGGAACACAAUUGUCCCAGUGGCUUCGGUGCAGUUGCAAGCUUAUUUUGGGGCACCAGAUUGGCAAAAGCAUCAUGCAGCUCUCAUUGCCCUUGCACAAAUUGCAGAGGGUUGUUCAAAGGUAGUUCCUGCCUGGUUGAGCUGCUUACCUAUAAAAGGUGAUCUUAUUGAAGCAAAAGUUGUUCAUGAGCAGCUUUGCACAAUGGUUGAGAGGUCCGAUAGGGAACUUCUGGGUCCCAACAAUCAAUAUCUCCCCAAAAUAGUCGCAGUAUUUGCUGAGGUCCUAUGCGCAGGUAAAGAUCUUGCUACAGAGCAAACUAGUAGUCGUAUGAUUAAUUUGUUGAGGCAGCUUCAACAGACGCUACCACCAUCAACUCUUGCCUCUACGUGGUCAUCCUUGCAGCCUCAGCAGCAGCUUGCAUUACAAUCAAUUCUUUCAUCAUAGUGCAUAAGGGGAGGCAACAUAAUUCAUUUGUGUUUUAUGAUGGUUAUACAUUUGUUAAUUAUUCAUUCAAGUUGACAGCAUUCAUUUGCAUCAGCCUCAUGUUGGUUGUUUUUUCUCGAUUGUCAAUGCCAGUUGCGAGUAAAAUAUGGACUACCGUUUGCAGAAUGUCUUACUUUAGAAAAGAAAAGAGCGAGAUGGUGGUCUGGGGGUUUGUGAGAUUUUUUUGGUCAAUUAUCAUACUUGAGGGUUGUUAGAGGCAAUCCAGUUGCAGUUUUGAUCCAGCAAUGUUUUUCACUGUUUUACAUUAUGGAGUUUUUAGCUGUACAUGGUGAAUUUUUAUCAUUUGUCGAGGUUGUUUGGGAUU